UUACAUCAAUCAGCAAAUCUCAGCUGUGACCAACCACAAGUAGUCCAGGACAGGUUGAACUGGCAUUAGUUGCUACUGGGAGGUGUGUUCAACAGCAAGGUGUGUCAGUCUCUCCGAAACCGUCAUGUGUGAAUCAUUUGAAAAAGCUGCCGAGGAUGUGUUGGUUCUGAAAAAUAGGCCAAAAAACAGCGACCUAGCAGAUUUGUAUGGCUUGUACAAGCAAGCCACUGUCGGUGACGUUAACAUAGCAUGUCCGAUGUUGUUAAUGGACUUUGCAGGAAACCAUAAGUGGAAAGCGUGGAACGCCAAGAAAGGUAUAACCAAAGACGAAGCAAUGACUCAGUAUGUGGAUCUGGUGGAGAAGCUGAAGAAAGAAUCCUGAAUCUGGAGUCUUACUAAUGAAGUCAAACUUAACUUUGAAAUCCUGAAGUUACCUAAAAUAACUUCUUUCUUUCUUUCUGUCUCGGGGAGAAGAGCUAAUAUUAAUCCUAACUCUGAUGUGUUUGCCAAUAACUGAAAAGAUGUACACUACGAUAACCACUGAACAAACUAACAAGCCUGGAAUAAAUACAAAUACAACAA
Notolabrus celidotus (New Zealand spotty) is the source of this 582-nucleotide messenger RNA. RefSeq names its product acyl-CoA-binding domain-containing protein 7-like. The transcript is spliced from 4 exons. Lineage: Eukaryota; Metazoa; Chordata; Actinopteri; Labriformes; Labridae. The coding region runs from base 125 to 382 and encodes 85 amino acids. The record is from RefSeq and is a predicted model, not a curated record. Gene Ontology annotation, biological process: fatty acid metabolic process. Gene Ontology annotation, molecular function: fatty-acyl-CoA binding.